This is a messenger RNA of Ananas comosus (pineapple), 1862 nucleotides long. RefSeq lists its product as uncharacterized. The transcript has 7 exons. The coding region runs from base 243 to 1568 and encodes 441 amino acids. The record is from RefSeq and is a predicted model, not a curated record. Lineage: Eukaryota; Viridiplantae; Streptophyta; Magnoliopsida; Poales; Bromeliaceae.
AGAAACGGGAGGCGAAGAGGUUGUAAGAGUUGAGUAACUCCAUAUAUAUUUUUCCGAGUCCUCCCACACCACCACGCCCAUCGCUAGAUCCCCAAACACUUGCCAUGAUUUUGUGCUCCAAAAACCCUAAUUUCUAAAACCACAAUUCGCAAAACCUCCCCCGAUCGAUCGCAUCGAAACCCUAGGGUUUUGCCCCAUCAUCGUCGGACUCCCCGAGGCCGUCUCCUUCCGAUCCUCUUGCGAUGGUUCUCUCCGGCGGAUCGUCGUCGCUCGCCCGCGGCCACGGCGACGAUCGGUUCUACUGGCCCCCGCCGAUCCGGAGGCAACACCAGCAGCAGCUGCUCCAGGAGGAGCAGCAGCGCGCCGCCGCAGCGGCGAAGGCGGCGCCGCCGCCGCGUCAGCCUACGCCGGCGGCGCCACCGCCCGAGGCCCGGGAGGUCGAGAGCCGAGCGGAAUCGGCCGAUUCGGAAGCGUCGAAGCCCUCACCUUCGCCCUCCUCUUCUCCUCCGCCCCCGCCGCCGCCGCCCCCGCCUUCGGGGAACUUGGAGCGGUUCAUCCAGUCCACGAAUCUACUAGUUCAAGCUCAAUACUUGUCCAAAACGAGUAUGAGGGGGUGGAGGAUAAGCGAUAAUACUGAAUCGUUCCCGUACUAUAAUCUCGCCGAUCUGUGGGAGUCGUUCAAGGAGUGGAGUGCUUACGGCGUUGGCGUGCCGUUGGUUUUGAGCGGGACGGAUUAUGUUAUACAGUAUUAUGUGCCCUUCCUAUCCGCUAUUCAGCUAUAUGUGAAUAAGUCGAGACCGAGUGUGAGCACGAGGCGACCUGGCGAGGAAAGUGACGGUGAAAACUACCAGGAUACAAGCAGCGAUGCUAGCAGUGAGAGUGAGAGUGAGAAGCUCAUUGCCGAACGAAGAGAAUCCUUAAGAAACACGGGAUGUGCUGAUCAAGAAGGCUUUUCCAGUGAUGAUAGCGAGGCUUGCAACCAAUCACAAGUGCCCAUAUUUGAAUACCAAGAGUAUGAUCCACCCUAUGGGAGACAACCUUUGGCAGAUAAGAUUUCUGUUCUUGCAACUAAAUUUCCUGAUUUAAAGGUGUUAAGGAGCUGUGAUCUACUGCCUCCCAGUUGGAUCUCUGUAGCUUGGUAUCCUAUAUAUAGGAUACCCACAGGCCCCACAUUACAGGACCUGGAUGCUUGCUUUUUGACCUUUCACUCAUUGUCGACGCCUUUAAAAGCAGACGCAAGAAGUGGGCAUCCCGAUAUAUAUUCUCUUGCGAACUUCAAAAGCACUUCCGCAGAUGCUUCGAAGAAGCUCGCAUUACCUUUGCUCGGGCUAGCUUCCUACAGGUUCAGGGAUUCUAUCUGGACUUCAAAUGGCUUGUCUGACCAGCAAUUAGCUGCUUCUCUUUUGCAAACAGCUGAUAAUUGGCUUCGCGGCCUAAAGAUUGAUACCCCUGACUACCGUUUUUUCGUCUCACACUACAAUACUUCUCUGAGUCGUAAGGAAUCCAUCUUUCAUACUAGCUGUUGUUGGAUCUAUCAAGGACUUUGGGUUUUCUCUGUAUAUGCUUAGAAUUGAGUAGAUCUUAGAAUGUGAUGUAUGGAACAGAAUUCUAGCAUAAAACAGGGGAGGCGGGAAUUCUCUGAAAUGAUGUUAUAGUAAUAGAUCAGUCAAAAUGCUGCUACAGCUAAUACUGCCCAUAAGCAGUUGUUUGUUGUAUUUAGGACACUAAUAGAUAUGUCCCCCCACCCCCCACCCAAAAAAAAAAAAAGAAAAAGAAAAUUGGUAUGCCUAUCUUUUCGCGGUCUCGAUUGACUUGGAGUAUCAAAUGUUUUUAGGUGUUUUAUUAGAAUUGAGUUACUUCAA